AUGCAGAUGUUUUGCCACGAGUGCAUCCUCCACGGCCACACAAGGGAUCCUUUGCACAGGAUUGAUAUGUGGAACGACUCAUUUUUCCAGCCCACCACUCUGAAAAAAUUGGGUCUAUGUGUACAGCUAGGUCACGCCCCAGGUGACAGGUGUUAUAAUCCUCAUCCCUCUUCCAGUGACGACUUUGUCGUCAUUGAUGUCCACGGCGUCCAUGAGAUUGCCCUCGACUUUUGUGGGUGUGCGAGUGCUCAAAUUCGCUACAAACAGCUACUCCGCACACGCUGGUAUCCAGCAACCACAUCAGACCCUCGCACUGCUGCGACAUUCGCUCUAAUGGAACACUUCCACCUUCUAUCAUUCGAGAGCAAAGUGUCGGCCUACGAAUUUUACCACUCACUGGCAAGACAGAACAACAAUGCUGGCCUGUCAGUUAUAAAGGAUCGCUACUCUGCAUUCAUGCGCAUGGUCCAUGAGUGGCGCCAUCUCAGGCAACUUCAGCAUGCAGGGAGAGGAAAUGACCCCAAUGGCAUUCAUGCCACCACCGCGGGUGAAUUGGCUGUGCAGUGCCCAGCAUGUCCCCACCCUGGCAAAAAUAUACCGCAAGGCUGGGAGGACGAGCCACCAUGGAAAUAUGCGCUGUUUAUUGCAAUUGACGCCAACUUCAGGUUGAAACGCAAGGCAGUGUCAUCAGACAAUGUAGACCCUAGCCUCAACUCUGGGUGGGCAUAUUUCAUUGAGGAGGCUGCCUAUAAGGCAUACUUGGCCCAUCAAGUUGGCGUCAAGCAAGAUCGCAGUACAUGUGUCAGUCACAAUGCCAUCAAUCUGGCAGAUAUGAAGUCUUCAUAUGGUCUGGCCGCCACAGGUGUUGGUACAGUAGACUGUGCCAGGCAUGACAUGAAGCUCGCCAAUGGUGUCGGAGAUUUACAGAAGGGUGAAAAAUAUAUAAACAUGGACUACCUUGUUUUCUCAGCGCUGUUGGCCUUCACGUUUCAUCUGAAGGUGCACAUCGAUGAAUGUCAAAGAAACUUUUCAUUCAAUUGGUCAAAACACGUGGGACAAACAGAUGGCGAGGCUCCCGAGCGUGGUUGGUCGAAUAUAAACCGGGUUGCUAUGAGUACAAAGGAGAUGGGUCCAGGAUCGCGUCAAGAUACCCUCGACGAUCAUUUCGGGGAUUGGAACUGGAAGAAAAUUACGGCGCUGGGUCGUACACUCUUGCGCAAGAUCCGCAACACCAUUAAGUGGAAAAAGGAGCAUGAGGAAGGACUAGCAGAGCUAGAGAGGACCAUUCAGCCAACGCUCGUCCUUCAGUGGAGGAAAGAAGUUGAAGCUUGGGAGGAGGACAACUCUCAACCUAAUCUAAUUCCUAUUACACAAGCCGCAGUUCAUCUACAGCUCGCUGAGCUUGAAGCCCAUGAACUUCAGGCAGGGAUCAACGUCUCCCUGCAUACCGACAUUUCCCCAAGCAGAUUGAUCACCGCUGGCAUCGAUCUUCAAGACCAACAACAGCACCUGAAGACGGACAUUGCCAAUGCAUCUCUUCACCCCACAGACAAGCAGAAGACUACCAUGCAGACCCACAUCACCACCCUUCACCGUCGACUGGAUGCCUGGGCUUGUGUCCAAGAACUAUAUAUGCCCAUUGUGUCCCAGCUUCAUCAUCGAUCUUCAGAAGCUGGCACGACAAACACAGCGCAGCUAAAGCCUGAGGUGUUCAAUCUUUGGCUCCCAUCUGAACUCCAACCAACAGUAGGAUGUGACGACAGGCUGGCUGCACACAAAUGGGAUCUACAGCACGCACAAGCACUGGAUGCCCUUAACAAAGUCCGUUCACAUCUCCGCCUUUGGUCUCACAUGUAUAUCUACAAAGAUAGAAAUGUGCGUGGACAGGCCGCUUCUACCCGCGCACAGGCUCUCAUCGAAGGCGUGGAGGUGAGGAAAUGCGCUAGUGUUGACAAGUAUCGGUGUGCGCGUAAUGCGCUGUUAGCUCUCAGCCAUCGACUCAAUAGGUCUGGCUGGGACAUAUCCCUUCCACCACUCCUGGACUCACAAGUGAGGCCUAUGGGCGACAUGGAGAGACAAGGCACUGGUACUAUUUCUUGGAUCUGGCUGGACUCACAUGUGGACAAUAGUAGCUCAGAAAAUGAGCGAGUUCAGGAUUCUGUUCGAGUGGAGUGGUGCAAAGCGCGCGCACGUGCAAACCGCUGGUCGGAGGAAGUUGAACUCCUUUUUGAGGAGAUGCGAAGAGUUAUCGCAUUCUUGAGGUGGCAGGCAGAGUGGUGGAGUGAAAGGCAUAGUUCUCGAGUCCCAGAGUCACCAGCAGAACAGGAAGGACUGGCUGCAUAUGCAUGUCGACAGGCUGCGCUGCGUCUGUCUCUCGUGGCCUCCUUUCAGGACCUAUGGAAAGAUGUGCCGAUGUUCGUAAGUGCUGCCAUGGACAUUCCACUGGACAGCGACAGCAAAGAUGAACCUACCAUCGACACACGGCCUCAGUUGCACAGUUGA
Messenger RNA from Suillus discolor, 2502 nucleotides. RefSeq lists its product as uncharacterized. The coding region runs from base 1 to 2502 and encodes 833 amino acids. Lineage: Eukaryota; Fungi; Basidiomycota; Agaricomycetes; Boletales; Suillaceae. The record is from RefSeq and is a predicted model, not a curated record. The transcript is spliced from 12 exons.